Medioppia subpectinata is the source of this 306-nucleotide messenger RNA. The record is from the annotation of a GenBank genome assembly. NCBI's taxonomy places the organism in Eukaryota, Metazoa, Arthropoda, Arachnida, Sarcoptiformes, Oppiidae.
AAAGUGUUGGCCAUCGCCGGCGAGACUAUGAACCCGGAGGCGUGGCUCUGGUUCAGGGAUGUGGUGGGCGAUGGCCGCUGUCCAGUGGUCGACAGCUAUUGGCAGACAGAGACUGGCGGACCAAUGAUCACGAGCCUACCGGGUGCCACCCCUAUGAAACCGGGUUCAGUUUCCCUGCCAUUCUUUGGUGUAGUGCCGGCGAUACUGGACUCGGAUGGCCGGGAACUGGAGGGCGCGGCCACCGGGCAGUUGGUGUUCAAGAGCGCGUGGCCGGGCAUCGCCCGUACCAUCGAUGGCCAACACGAC